AUGUCGAAGAUUAAUCAUCUGCGCAAGCUCCUGCCAAGGGAGAAGGGACUGAGCAUGCCGUAUCUGGAAACGGACUCGUCGACAAAACGGCGGCGAGUUUCUUUGGCCUGUACCGAGUGUCAGAAAAAGAAGUCCAAGUGCUCUGGUGCGACCCCAUGCACGACAUGUGUGAACGAGAGUCGCCAGUGCUUGUAUGAUGCAGCCCGUGAUCGGAGACGCAAGGCCCAUACCACCGAGCUGUUAAACAUCCGUGGCGCCCUUUGGCGAAUUGCUGCCAAGCUGCGCUGUGGAACGCCGGAAGAGAUAUCAUGGUUGAUCUGUGAGAUCCAAGACCUGCCAACAGAUCAAGAUGCAAUCAAUCAUCUUGUUUACGGAUACUUAUUGCAUAAAAAGCUGGAAACUCUUUGA
Penicillium brevicompactum is the source of this 408-nucleotide messenger RNA. RefSeq names its product Zn(II)2Cys6 transcription factor domain-containing protein. The coding region runs from base 1 to 408 and encodes 135 amino acids. Gene Ontology annotation, biological process: regulation of DNA-templated transcription. Gene Ontology annotation, molecular function: DNA-binding transcription factor activity, RNA polymerase II-specific; zinc ion binding. NCBI's taxonomy places the organism in Eukaryota, Fungi, Ascomycota, Eurotiomycetes, Eurotiales, Aspergillaceae. The record is from RefSeq and is a predicted model, not a curated record. The transcript is spliced from 2 exons.